This is a messenger RNA of Hypanus sabinus (Atlantic stingray), 8035 nucleotides long. RefSeq names its product TNF receptor-associated factor 2-like. The record is from RefSeq and is a predicted model, not a curated record. The transcript is spliced from 9 exons. Gene Ontology annotation, biological process: tumor necrosis factor-mediated signaling pathway; protein K63-linked ubiquitination; regulation of canonical NF-kappaB signal transduction. Gene Ontology annotation, molecular function: protein binding; zinc ion binding. Gene Ontology annotation, cellular component: plasma membrane signaling receptor complex. The coding region runs from base 3187 to 4566 and encodes 459 amino acids. Lineage: Eukaryota; Metazoa; Chordata; Chondrichthyes; Myliobatiformes; Dasyatidae.
CCAACUAUUGUAAGACUCUGGUUUCACUGUGUAAUGCUCUGCUAAACGCCGCUUAAACCCGUGUAAUAUCUGAAAUCAGAUUAAACUAUUUCUUUAAAAAUUUCUGAUGAAGGAUCUCGGCUGGAAAUAUCGACUGUUAUUGCUUUGCGUAGAGGCUGCCUGACCUGUCCACUUAGCUCCGGUCGAUCCCCUGAUCUCUCUGUCCCUCUCUCUCGCUCUCGCUCUCUCUCUCUCUUCCCCUUUCUCUUUUUUCUUCGCUCUCUCCCUCCCUCUGUCCGUUCUCCCGUCCACCCCAUUGCUCUGCUUCUCGUCUCGAACUUCCACCGCCCUCCAUCGGGGAAUUUAACAGCGACAGGUUGUAAACACAAGAGAUUCUGCGGAUGUAAGAGCGAAGUCACGGGGAUAAGGCAGACCCUGGACAAACGACAGAGAUGGUAGGGAGGCGGUAGGAGACAGAGUCAAUCUCGGCUGCUGCGAUUCGAGUUCACCCGAAGAAACGGCGACCGGACAAAGUGUCACAAAGAUGGAUCUAUUUCCGUAAGGGCAAAAGCGAUCCGCGCUUCCAGCGAUCUACUGGAGAAGAGGACUGCCAGGCAUUCUUCCGUAGGAGCUCAGUGAUUCCACCGCCAGGUGAUUUACUGGUCCGUACGCACAACCAUCUACUGGACAAGUCAAGCAGCGAACAAACAAACUCACCAGCCGCUGAUGAAGCCAUCCAAUAAUCACUAUGCUGUUCUCCUAUGGAUUCCCCUUACUGGUGAAGGCAUGUGCGUGGUUUGUUUAACGCGGGGAGGUUGAUGCACAUCGGAGUCAGCAUCCAGUGGCUUGGAAUGCGAGACGAUUGGGGACAGCUCCCUGCUGCAGCCUUCCUCCACCUUCACUGCCCCUGUGAUGCCAUCUUCUUGUGCCAGCUCCACCGUGGAGGUUGGGUCGCACUUUGUCUGGGUGAGUCUACCAGCAGCUACGCACCAGAUGGCAUAGUUCAUGGGAUCCCAGCAUCUCACAAGCCUCUCCAUCACAACUAAGAUGACAAUCCUCGAAGAAGAUCUAUUGGGAGAAUAGAUCUUUAUAGCCAAGAUGAUGGACUGCACACAGUGACCCAUGGAUUAGAUGGUCUGCUGGAUGUGACCCAUUGGCCUGACAAUGAACCAGAGAAGUGACCCAUGGAGUAUGUUAUCCUCUGGAUGUGACCCAUUGAUGGAGUGAUGCCCUGGGCAAAUGAUCUGUGGGACAGUUGAUCUUAGUUAAUUCCCAAGCCAAUUGAUCCAGUGGGUGGACAAUUCCAGGGUCAAUACCAGACAAUUGAUCUGGUGGGCAAUUUAUUCCUGGGGUAUUCUUUAGGUCUGGUUAUAUGUUGGAGAAUUGAUCCAUGAACCAAUUGGCCCAUUGGUCAACUGGGGAAAAGAGAAUCCCAUAUUUACAACCUUACAUUGAGAAGUGCUUCCUGACAUCAAGUAGAAAUGGCUUGGCAUGCUAAUUAUGAUGUUAUGCUUACAGAAGAAGGAUUGUUUCUCUCCGUCUACAUGAUCAAUUUCUUUAAAUAUUGUAAAUGUUUUGAUUACUGAUCUAAUACUACUAUUUAAAGAUAUUUACAUCUGCCUCUAAUAGCAAGGUGGCUAGCACAGUCACUUUAUGGCAUCAACUGUAUGAUCAGUGUUCAAUUCCCACCACUGCCUGUGAGGAAUUUGUACAUUCUCCCAGUGCCCAUGUGGGUUUCUUCUGACUGGUCUGUUUUCCUCCUACAAUCCAGAAGUGAUGCCCUGUUAGGCUUAGUGAGUUGUGUUGGAGGCGGAAGCAUGGUGGCACUUGCAGGUGCCCAGCGCAAUCCUCACUGAUUUAAUUUGGGGUGCUGUAGUAGCGUAACGGUUAGUGCAACGCUAUUACAGCUCAGGGCACUGGAGUUCAGAGUUCAAUUCCAGCACCCUCUGUAAGAAAAUUCGUACUUGCUUCACAUACUGGUGUGGGUUUCCUUUGGGUGCUGCAGUUUGCUCCAACCGUCCAAAGACGUACCGGUUAAUAGGUUAAUUUGUCAAUGUAAAUUGUCCUGUGAUUAGGUUAGUACUAAAUGUGUGGGUUGCUGGGCUGUUUGGCUCAAAAGGCCAGAAGGGUUUGCUCUGCAUUGUAUGGCUGAAUAAAUAAAUAAUAUAAAAUAUAUAACUGGAGAAAACAAAUCAAGAUUAUGCCAGCUCUCCCCGUAACUUAACUCCUCUACUGGCACAGCAGGCAUCCUCAGUCAGGGCAAUGAGUACCGAAAAUCGUAAACUUAAAAAAUUCCUCAGAUGCCGGAAAUCCGGAGCCACACGCUGGAGGGACUCAACAGGUCAUGGCAGCAUCUAUGGAAAUGCAUAAACCGUCGACACUUCAUGCUGAGACCCUUCUUCAGGAGUGUAGAAGUCAGGACUUAUGUCUUAUGGUCUUGUGAGACAUCACGUUGAAGUUGUUCAAGAGAUUGUUGAGGCUGCACUUCAAAUACGACCUUCUGUUUUGGUCACCCUGCUGUAGGAAAUAUACCAUUAAGCUGGAAAAGAGAAGAAGGAUGUUGCUAGGAUGCAAGGCACUGAGUUAUGGAGAGAGGCUGGGCAGCUUGGGACAUUUUUCCCCUGAGCAUAAGAGAAUGGGGAUUGAUCUUAUGGAAGUAUAUAAAAUUGUGAGGGGUAUAGUUCGGGUGAAUGAAUGCACACUCUCUGUUUUUCUCUAGGGUUGGGGAAUCAAGACAUAAGCUUAAGGUGAGAGGGGAGAGAGUUAAUAGGAAACUGAGGGGGCAACAUCUCACCCAGAGUGUGAUCCACAUGGAACAAGCUGCCAAAGGGAGUGAUUGAAACAGGUACAUUAACAACAUGUGAAAGUUACUUGGACAGGUACAAUGCAUAGGAAAGGUGUGGAGGGAUAUGGGCAGGCAUGAGCAAACGAUGAGAAUCUUGGCCAGUAUCGACCAGUUUGACUGAAAGGUCUGUUUCCAUGCUGUAUGACUCUGUGACUCUCUCUGUUCUGUAGAAUAACCCCUCUAAUUCAUAUGGUCCCUCCUUACACAUCUUGCCAAAGUACUCUACUGCAAAAUCCUAAGCACUGCAGCUUGGCAACACUACGACCACGUCUGUCUCUUUAUAAUGAAGCUCAAAGUCAAAAGCCAAAGUAAAUUUAUUAUCUAAGUUAAAUAAGAGAAUAUUCCCAGAGCCGAGCUAAGGAAUGGAGAUGAGUUUGUUCCCACUGAAACAUGAAGAUAGGCCCCAGCUCUACAGUUCGGUGUGUGUCGAGAAGAAAGCCUUAUUCACAAGCACCAACACGGAGGAGACGGACGGGGGUUAUGUGACAAACACCAGUCAGGGCUAUGAUCGCAAGUACUACUGCGGCGCCUGUGGGCUCCUGAUGAGAGAUCCCGUCCAGACAGAGUGCGGGCAUCGGUUCUGUGAGAUGUGUCACAAGACAGUAUUGAAAGAACUGAUGAUGUGUCCCUCUUGCCUGAGGGAUAAAGAAAUAGUUGAGAAUGUUUCACUUGCCACAUUUGAAAAGUGUUUUAACGACAGGGCGAUUGCAAAGGAGAUCCUAAACCUGGAAGUCUCCUGUCUCAACCAGGGCUGCACAUGGACUGGUCCACUGAGGGAACGAGAGGCGGAGCACAAGAUGACUUGCGAGCAAGGCCUCCGGAGGUGUCCCUUCAGUGUUGUCGGCUGCAGGCAGAUGAUACCUGGUCAGAAGGUCGACGAACACAUGCAGAACUCUGUUGCACACCAUCUGAACUGUGUCCUUCAGAGCAUCCAGGGAUUCCGGAAAGAGCUCGGUGAGUCUCCCAGCCUGGAAGGAAUGUUUGGGAAUCGGAAAGAGAUGAGCUUACAGCCCAGCCAGUUGCUAAAGCAGAAGACACAGGGCGAGGAUGCCCAGGAAGAUCUGAAAGUAAAACUACAGACUUUUGAAAACAUUGUCACGGUGCUAAACCGUGAAGUGGGACAUACAAUAAAUACUGUUGAAAAGCAAGAGAAAUGGAUAAAGGAGCAAGACACAGUGAUUGCACAGCUAAAGAACAAGAUACGACAAAAUGAGAAAUCAAUUUGCCUCAAGGAUGUGGUGAUCGCUAACCUCCAGAUGCGCCUUGAAGUCUUGGAGAGCACUUCAUAUGACGGCACUUUGGUCUGGGAAAUCUCUGACCUCAGCCAGAAAAUGCAAGAGGCCAUCGAUGGGAGGACUCCCUCAAUUCUCUCCCCACCGUUCUUCACCGCUCACUGUGGCUACAAGCUGUGCCUGAGGAUGUACCUGAAUGGUGAUGGAGUGGGGGCAAACACACACCUCUCUCUAUUUCUGGUCAUAAUGAAGGGCAAAUACGAUCCCAUUCUGGAGUGGCCAUUCAGCAAGAAGGUGACCUUUAAGCUCUUGACUCAGCAGGACAGAAGCCUCCAGAUGGUGUCGGCCUUCAAACCGGAUGUCAGCUCUCCCUCAUUCCAGAGGCCCACCCAGACCAUGAACGUGGCCAGCGGCUGCCCGCAGUUUCUGCCCCUCACCUACCUCCACUCUAACUGGCACUCCUACGUAUCUGAUGACACCAUGUUUGUCAAAGCCAUCAUAGAGCCUUAGCUCUCUGUCUCCAUGGCAAACCUGGCAAAGAAGGCAUAGACCUCAGGACUUAGCAAGGGCCCCACUGCGACAGAUGUGGUGGCUGCCUGGGAACACGCAGUGAAGCGGCCUCCCACAAUCGGCACCAUCCUCCAACCCUGGAGUUUUGAAUUGCACUUUUGUUACACAUAUAGAAUUAAUUUUAUUACUGCAAUGUUACAAAUCUAUAUUUUUAACCUAAUGUAAAUUAUAUGAAUGAAUAUUUUUCUAACUAAUGCUUGGAUGAGGAGGCAAGAAGCCUCACAUGUGGAAUGUGAACAUUUGAUGGCUAAAGGGUCUCAUGCUGUGUGAUGACAAAGAGGCCACUUGGUCCCUCAAGUCUGUCCCACCAUUCAAUAUAAUCAUGGCUGAUCUGCACCAAACUACCUCCUCUCCUAUGCCAGUUCCCAAGUCAAUUAAGUUGCCCAUCUAUUAACUGUUUAUCUACCUCCUCUUGCAAUACAUCAGGGUGAUGUGGUCACAUAUUCAGCUUUUUGGUCUGUUCAGACCCCGUGCUGACAUGCAGGGAACACAGUGAGCCCAAUGUUUCUCUCACUUGCAAUCCCGGGGCAUGGAGCCAGUGAGUUGAGGUGCUGUCUGUAUGUGGAGUUUACAUGUUUUCACAGAUUCAGAAUCAUACAACACGGAAACAGGCCCUUUGGCCUGGCUUGUUCAUUCUGACCAAGAUGUCUUCCUGAGCUAGUUCCUAUUGCCUGCAUUUGGCCAUAUCCCUUAACUAAUUUCCCCUUUGCCCAAUAAAGGAAAUGAUGAACAGGAUGAGUUACCAAUGGUAGGGUGUUAGGGUUGGGGUUUGAUUACUUUUUGGAUUGAGAAUGGUCUUGCAGUCAGUGGGAGAGACCUUGUUGUUUUAAUCUUUGAAGCAAGUUCACAGAGGUUUGUCUGUCAGGACAACGCAGAGGGCGUGGGAAGUUUCACAUCCAAAUGCAGUACACCCAAGACCCAGUCAUUUAUCGCAUGGGUAACUUCCAGCCUGACAGAUGGGGGAAUUACCCACUUAUCUUCCUUGUGGCAUCAUUUUAUACCACAUUUGCUUUAUGAGAUUAUGUCAAUAGUUUGAUGGUAAAAUAUAUUAUUUACAUAUUAAAACACUAAAUAUUUUUCUUAAUUAUAAAAGUGUUAUUGAGUCAUCGAACACUACAGCAGAGAAAAUGGUCCUUUGGCCCAUCUAAUCCCUGCCAAACCAGUCAUCUGCCUAAUCCCAUUAACCUGCACCAGACUAUAAUCCUCUAUACCCUUCAUUUAAGAGAAAUUGGAUAGGUACGUCCAUAUACCUAUACAAUUUCUCUUAAAUAUUACAAUUGAUCUUACAUCCAACUUCCACUGGCAGCUCAUUCCACAUUCUCACCAUCCUCUGAGUGAAAAAGUUCACCCUCAUGUUCUUCUUAAACAUUUCACUUUUCACUCUUAACUCUUGACCUUUAGUUCUAGUCUCACCCAUCCUUAGUAGGAAAAACCUGUUUGCAUUUACCCUAUCUAUACCCCUCAUAAUUUUGUAUACCUCUAUAAUGUAUAUCCUCAAUCUCUUAUGCUCUAGGGUGUAAGGUCCUAACCCAUUCAACCUUUCCCCACAACUCAGUUCCUCCAGUCCCGGCAACAUGCUUGUAAUUUGUCUCUGUAUUCUUUCACUCUUAUUGACAUCUUUCCUGUUGGUAAGUGACCAAAACUUCACACAAAACUCCAAUUUAGACUUCAGCCUAAUCUAUGAAGGCCAAUAUGCCAAAAGCUUCCUUUAGAAAGACAAUCAGAAAUCACUGGCAUAUGGCAUGAAAUUUGUUAACUUUUGCAGCAACAGUACAAUGCAAUACAUGAUAUUAUAUGGGGGAAAACUGUGAAUUAAAUAUUAAAUAUAUUAAAUAGUUAAAUAAAGUGUAAAUAUCAAAAUAAAAAUAAAGUAGUGAGAUAGUGUUCAUGGUUUCACUGUGCAUUCAGAAAUCAGGUAGCAGAGGGAAAAGCUGUUGCAGAGUUGGUGAAUUUGUGCCUUCAGACUUCUGUACCUCUUUCCUGAUGAAGAGGGUAUGUCCUGGGCGGUGGGAACCCUUAGUAAUGGACACCACCUUAUACAGGCACCUCUCCUUGAAGAUGUCUUGGAUUUAACUCAGAAAAUGUGUAGCUUGGAUGCUUGAUUGUUGGGUUGUGUUGUUCUCCAAUCCUGGCAAUCUAUUUCAUCGUCUUACGAGGCUGUUCACUUGUGGUGUGUUCUCCGAAUGCUUAUUUUUUUAUAUCCUUAUCAAUCAGAAGACCGAGGGGUACAAAUUUGGCUGGCAUCAUUGAAAGCCUGCACAUGGCAUACAAGAGAAUUCCCAGAAGCAUGGUUUGCUACAAACAAUUUUAUAAAGAGGCAUGUAGAUCGUGAACCCAUUUAUAAGCCAAUGCAGGCAAAAUUCCAGCCAAUGCAGAGUUCACCACACAACCAGUCAGUGACGAGAUCCCUUCCCUACUUCACAAUUGACUUCCCAUAAGAUGACAAGUCAAAUGACACACUUAUAAAAGCCAAGUAUUCGGUCUGUGAUUUAUCAAUGUUUGUUCCUCUAAACCCUGUGGACUAUUUGAUGGUCUAUAAUAUAAUCCCCUUAAUGUAGCCAUCCCUUUCUUAUUCUUCAUUUCCACCCAUAUAGAUCUGCUUUCCAACCUGUCUUGACUGAGCACUGCUGUGACAGUUUCCCUGACUAGUAUUGACACCACUCCCCCUUCAAUCCCUCCCAUUCUGUCAUGUGUAAAGCAACGGAACCCUGGAAAAUUGAGCUGCCGGUUAGUCCUGCCCCUCCUGCAACCAAGUUUCACUAAUAGCUACAAUGUCAUAAUUCCAAAUACCCAGAGCUCAGCCACUUUUCUUGCAAACAUGUAUGUUGAAAUAUACACAACUCAGAACAUAGUUCCACCUUGCUUCAUCUUUUGUUUCCUGACCGUACACAGGCUUAACAUUCUUCCUAACAACCAUUCUGUCUGCCCAGGUGCUCUUGUUUGCAUCCCCCUUUAACUCUAGUUUAAAUCUCUCCCCCCCCCACACCUCAGAAUAGCACCUGCAAACCUUCCCACAAGGAUAUUAGUCCCUCUCCAGUGUUCAGGUGCAAACCAUACCUUCUGUACAGGUCCCAGCUUCCUUGGAAGAGAGCCCAAUGAUCCAAAAAUCUGAAUCCCUUCCUCCUGCACCAAUUCUUUAGCCAUGUGUUAAACACUGUAUGAUCUUCCAGUUUCUGGCCUCACUAGCAUGUGGCAUGGGUAGCAAUCUAAAGAUCACAAGCCUGAAGGUCCUGUCCCUUAUGUUAUCACCUAACUUCCCUGAACUCACUUUGCAGUGCCUGGUCACCUAUCCGACAUUGGUCAUUGGCACCAACAAUGGAACACAAUCUCUGACUACUCAUCCUCCCACUUAAAAAUACCAUGGAUUCGUUCUGAAAUGUUCCUGACCCUGACUCCCAGGAGUCAGGAU